AUGGCGAUCGCCGAGGUGCCCAGUCGGCCAAUGAUGUCCUGUGAACUGCGUAUAUCAAGUCUGGACGCGUUUUCGAGGAACCUGCGUGUAGUGCUUGCAGUCAGAGCAAAGUACGAGGCCAUCAUAGAAGUCGAGAAAGGUCUCAAGACCAAGAAGAAGAUAGCAGAAGAGUUUGGCAUCCCACAAAAUACGCUAUCAACGUGGAUUAAGAAUAAGGACAAGAUUAAGGCGAAAUUCCUGACCGGCAAUCUCGAGCUCGCAAGAAAAAAGGUGCGGACAGCAAAAUUCCCUGAUAUAGAAGCGGCCCUACUAGCGUGGUUCAAAAACGCCAGACAGCAGAAUACACCUAUCGACGGCGAGACCAUGAGGGCAAAGAAAAUCAGCGGAGAAGCAAACUCUGUAGACAAGACCGACGCAGCGUACACCAUGUGGCAGUCCCGGCUACAGACUAUCCUAGAGACUUACGCUGCCGACGACAUUUUCAACGCCGACGAGACGGCCAUUUUCUACAGGGCACUGCCAAAGAAGACUUUAGAGUUCAAGUCGAUAGCGUGUCACGGCGGAAAGGCAAGCAAGGAACGGCUGUCGGUCAUGGUCUGCGCCAAUAUGAGCGGCACAGAAAAGUUGCCUCUGCUGAUCAUCGGCAAGUCCCUGAAGCCUCGCUGUUUUCGGAGCAUCCAUCAUCUACCGACCACCUACCGGGCAAACAAAAAGGCGUGGAUGACGUCACACGUGUUCACCGAAUGGCUGAGGACCCUCGACGAGAAGAUGUUCCGAAAACGUCGCAAGAUCGCCAUGAUUGUAGACAACUGCCCCGCCCACCCGGACGUCUCAGACCUGAAGGCUAUACGUCUCGUCUUCUUGCCACCAAACACCACCAGCAUCACGCAGCCGAUGGACCAGGGCGUAAUCAAGAACCUCAAGAUCCACUACAGAAAACGUGUUGUUUCCAAGAAGCUGGUGGCCAUUGAGAACAACGACACAGUGGUCAUUACCGUCCUGGACGCAAUGUUCAUGCUCAGAGAAGCCUGGGAUAGAGUCACACCAGCGUCUAUUGCUAACUGCUACAAACACGCCGGUCUCAGCGCAGACCCGACGGCAAUCAACGAGUUGGACUCGGACCAGGAAGACCCCGAGGACGACAUCCCACAGUCAACAAGCGAGUUCGUCGACUUCGACAGGGAUGUCACCUCGACAGAAUCACUGACGGAUUCCGACAUCAUCAGCGACGUCAUCAAUUCCAAGACAGCACCAACCGAUGAGUCCGACGAAGAUGAUCAGGAUCCUGCACCAGUGCCUGUCACUGCGAGCGAGGCACUGAAGGCAUGUGACUUAAUCAGGCGCUAUCUUCAGCAGCUCUCUUCGCACUCCGACGGCCAGAGGAAGGCCGCCGACGUGGAAUUGAUUGUUCAGAGACAAUUUCUGCAGAGUGUCUGUUCUAAGCAGAAGGGCAUAACUGAAUUCUUCAAGACUAUUUUCCACAUGAUCGUCACAUCGUGGAUCGCCCUCGGGGUUCCAGCAAGGGUGCUUAAGACACCAGAGAUAGAUAGAUUCUCCAAUAUGCUGGAGUGCACCGAUACCAGAGAGUCUCUCCCCGUCACAUUAAACAUGGAGUCAUCCGACAGUGUAGGGCCACUACAGGUGGUGUCCCUAGCACCGUCGGUCAACGUGGUGGACGGGGAGGACCCCCUGGUAGCAACAGGAGGGCGUCUCUGA
Molecule: messenger RNA, 1716 nt
Organism: Dreissena polymorpha
Lineage: Eukaryota; Metazoa; Mollusca; Bivalvia; Myida; Dreissenidae
Product: tigger transposable element-derived protein 4-like
Exons: 7
Coding region: 1-1716 (571 amino acids)
Cellular component (GO): nucleus
Molecular function (GO): DNA binding
Source: RefSeq, a predicted model, not a curated record